AGCGUCUUUUAGAGGCAGCUAGCUGUCGUAGCAGCAGUGUCCGCAGAGUAGCGAUGCUUCGCCUUCUUGUGCUCAGCUUGAUCGGCGCCGCAGCCGCUGGUGGAUGCCAGCAAUGCAAGAAGGGAAAGGAUGAGGAUUGCUAUGAAGGCGGUUCCUGCUUCUCUGCUGGCAGUCAGCAGCAAUGUUUGGACACGGGAGGUGAGUACUGUGUGACGGAAUUCAGCUGCGAAGACUGCUUGGCCAAAGAGAUGGAUUGCUUUCACAAGAACUGGGCUUUGCCGUGCUAUGCGGUGGGCUGGGAAGAAGGUUGCACCAAGCUGGGUUCCCAGUGGUGCGGUGCCGCUUCAGCUUUGGAAUCUGCGGACGCCGUUGAGCCCUUCAUGGAUGGGGAUGCCGUAGAUGCCGGCACCGAGCUCGGUGAGGUUCUGCAGUGGUCCCUGGUGUCCGUGGCGGCGCUCGCGCUGGUAGCGGCGUGUGUCGCCGUAGGUUUCUGUCUGAAGCCAAAGUCAUCGUGGACCUUUGCCGCACCCAUCGAUGUCCCCACGGAGAGAGCGUUGAAGCGACUGGACACGAAACUGAGCAGCCGCGGCCAGAGUGCCUGUGCUGCUUGUGCUUGCUGUUCUUGUCAGUCAGCGAAGCAGCAGAAGGAGCGCUUGCUGGCGCAGGCUGCCAUGAAGGCUGCUGGGGGACCCGAAUUUUGGAGCCUCACCGUGGCGCACCUCUCGAAAUUUUUGAGCGACCAUCAGUACGCGUUGGUGAAGUAUUGUGAGAAACACGCUUUUACGAUGGAUGAGGGGCGGCCAAAGCACCUGUGCUUUGAUGAGGACUGCUCGAUGGAUCAUGGAGAUAUGCCUUAUGCCUACAGUGACGGGCGGGAGCUCGAUCCGUUGAUCUCCAACAUGCACGUGGUGGUAAGCUUUUUGAUCAAGCCCCUCACCAAAGAGCGAGCCCGGAAGAAGGGGCACGAUGCCAAGGGAACCCUUGGAAUGUGGGCUUUCCUCACAGAAGGCCGCAUUCAACGCGCGCGAACUUUUGUGUCACACUGCUGGAACGAGAAGUUCCAGGACUUUGUGGACACGUUGGAAAGCCUUGGGCCCAAGGAAGACGUUUGGAUUUGCAGCUUCGCAUUGCCGCAGAAUAUCAACAUCGGUGAGGUGUUGGGCAACAAACCGAGUUGCUCUCCAUUUGCUCGUGCCUUGAAUCAAGCAGAGCAAGUCUUGUUGGCUGUGGACAAGACCAUCGAACCUCCCACGCGCUCCUGGUGCUGUUUUGAGCUCUACUUGGCGUGCAAGCAGCAGAAGACGAUUCGCAUUGAAGUGCCGCGACAAGAGACUCCACAAAAGAUCAAGGAGUUGAAGAAGAGUAUCAAAGACGCCAUGGAGAAAGUGGAUAUCAGCAUGUGCAGCGCCAGCAACGCGGGCGAUCAUGAAAGGAUCAUGGCAGAGAUCGGUUCCUCCACAGGAGAUGUGAAUAGCCGUCUGGCGGAGAAAGCGGCCGUUGAGUAUCUGAGUGCCUGUCGUUUGCUAGAUGCUGGCACUGGAGGCACUCGAUCAAGCUCUUCCCUGCCUUCCCUGCCUGACGCUGUCUAGACCGCGUGCGGACUUUGUCAAAAUGAGGUGGCGUGGCAGCCGACAAGGGCUGAGCAACGGAC
Effrenium voratum is the source of this 1651-nucleotide messenger RNA. Lineage: Eukaryota; Dinophyceae; Suessiales; Symbiodiniaceae. The record is from the annotation of a GenBank genome assembly.